This is a messenger RNA of Vicia villosa (hairy vetch), 930 nucleotides long. RefSeq lists its product as uncharacterized. The record is from RefSeq and is a predicted model, not a curated record. Lineage: Eukaryota; Viridiplantae; Streptophyta; Magnoliopsida; Fabales; Fabaceae. The transcript has a single exon. The coding region runs from base 1 to 930 and encodes 309 amino acids.
AUGUUGGCAUAUGGAUCUUCCGCUGACAUUGUAGACGAAUAUGUUCGAAUUGGUGAAAGCACUGCAAUUGAGUGCUUAGAGAGAUUCGUAAGGGGCGUGAAUGAGGUAUUUGGGGCUGAGUAUUUGAGAAGGCCUAAUAACAAUGAUGUUGAGCAUCUUUUACAAAUGAGGGAGUCACGUGGAUUUCCAGGCAUGCUAGGUUCCAUUGAUUGUAUGCAUUGGGAAUGGAAGAAUUGUCCUGUUGCAUGGAAAGGACAAUUUUGUCGAGGUGAUCAUGGUAAACCCACGAUCAUGCUUGAAGCAGUGGCAUCACAAGACUUAUGGAUUUGGCAUGCAUUUUUUGGUAUUGCAGGUUCAAAUAAUGACAUUAAUGUGCUAAACCAAUCUAAUGUGUUUAACGAUAUUUUGGAAGGACGUGCUGCUACUGUGCAAUAUACAAUCAAUGGGAAUCCAUAUAAUAUGGGGUAUUAUUUAGCGGAUGGUAUAUAUCCCGAGUGGGCUACAUUUGUCAAGACCAUUUCAAUGCCGCAAGGAGAAAAGAGAAAACUAUUUGCACAACACCAAGAAUCAGCUAGAAAGGAUGUGGAACGUGCAUUUGGAGUGCUUCAAUCUCGAUUUGCAAUAGUACGUGGUCCAGCGCGUGUUUGGCACAUGGAAACCCUCAAGCAUACCAUAUAUGCUUGCAUCAUAUUGCACAACAUGAUUGUCGAAGACGAACGACACACAUAUGGAGGUGAUUUUGAUUACUGUUACGAUAAUGCAGGUAGCAACAACUCAACGACUGAAACAUUUAGCGGUCCUCAUCCGAAUCUUGCAACAAGACUACAAAGAAGAGCAACUCUUCGUGAAAAACAAGUUCAUCGCCAACUUCAAGGAGAUCUAGUCGAACAUAUUUGGGAACGUUUUGGACAUGAGGACGAUGAAAAUUAA